CAACAAAACUACAUCAAGAGUGCUCAGACCCUUCUCAGGAGGGGGCUGAUCCAUGAGACUAGUAGCACUCGUGUGUCACAACUAUAACUUGUUAUUAACAAGUUAUAGUGUUGACACAUGCACGAGUGAAAAAAAGAAAUAUCUUUGUAUAGAUCCUUCAGCAGUAGUUUUAAAGGAGCUGUAGACUAUUUGAGCAUAGACAUGACUGCUGAGGAUUCUCCUGCUGAUGACAGGGUGUGUCUAAUACUACAGGCAGCUCAAGACCUGGAGAGCCCUAAUCCUGAUGCAGUUGCAGGCAAUAAUCUAAUUGCAGGCACUAGUAGAGCAGUGAGCUCAGUGAAGAGGAAAAAUGGUUGCAGCAGCCAAGAAAGAGGGGCAGAAAUCGAUAAGGGUGGAACCAGCAUGCUGGCCACUUUUCAUCAUGAGGAAAUCUCAGAAACAGACGGAGAAAGUGAAGAGCCUGGCCUUCCCUUAUCUCCUGAUUCUCAUUUGAUCUCACACAAAAAGGGAGGGAAAAUGCGAGCCAAUCUCGACUCCAAAGAAAGGGGGAGAAAAGGAGGUCACGGGAAGGCAAAGGUCAGUAUUGAGGAGAUGAUUCAAAAGCAAGAGACUGCCAGUCAGAUACACAAUGAGAACGAGAGGUACAGGAGGAAGGAGCUACGUGUUGCUGUACUUAGUCUUCGGAAUCAGUUAACUAGACCCACCAAGCGACCUGCCGUCAAAUUGGUACUGGAAGCAGCUAUCAAAGAACUGAAAGACCUUAAAAGGAAAGAGAAGGAAGACAUGCGUACGCUAGAGUCUCUGAAGGACAAGGAGAAAAGGCUAACCAUAGAACUAGAGAACAAAAUGAAGGAAUACAAAAGUCGUCCGAACUGCCCCAGCUCUUCUGGGACGGUUCUUACCUCAGUCCCUCAAGUCCCUCCUCCUGUAUCUUUCUUUCCCCCUCCCAACUCUGGUUCGUGGUUUCCAGCUCUGCCAGGCAAUAACAUACCAAGGCCUAUAGAAAUACCGGCAGUCUCACAUAUAAACUCUCCACCAGUAAUCUUCUCCCCAUGGCCCAGCGAUUGCCGCUUCGGAGUACCUGCUUACUUUCCCCCUCCGAUUUCGCAAUCUCCUUUUCCUUUCGGAAACUCAAGAUUCACACCCAUGAUGUUCCAGUACCCCCUUCGACCAACCUCACUCGCCAUGCCCCUCACACCUUCCCAUCCCACAUUCACUGUACACAAUAGCUUCCCUAUGAUGCAAGGAAUGGUCCCUCAACAACUACCACAAGCUGACGAAUCGCAUCGUAUGGUCACGAUUGUAUCUCCAAGAGCACAGGCCUAUCCUCAGUCACCUGCUUACGCUAGAGAAUAUUCACGAUCAGAGGUUCCUCCAGAAAAAGAAAGAACAUGUUUUACAGAGAGCGAUUUGUUUGAAGCCGAAGACAGCAGAGAGUCUUACUCACACAACAAUACCAGUUCAAAAAACGGAGGAGAAUCAGCUGAUACAGAAUGCAGAUCUUCCAGUGUACUUCAUUACACUACUUCAGCUGAUUCAAUGAGGAAGCCUGCAACACUGACAGAUCGCAAUACAAUUCUUUGUCAGGAGCAAGAGAGCUUUCCCCAUGACUCGCCUCUAACUUUCAAUAUUGUUCAUCCACCUCCUUCACUGCAUCGGCCAAUCACAAUGUCCACGUAUACCAACCACAACAAAGCUCAACGUGUGCAAAAAACUAUGCCACCUUUGUUACGGAUUGACAGCGACAGUGAACUAGGAAUAAUACAAAAAUCCAUGCAAGGUGAAAAGUCGAAAAUAGAAUUGAGAGCACAUACGAAAGCCUCAAAGUUUUCUCAGAUUCACAAUUCCGAGCUCGUCACAGUACAGUACUGCAAAAAUCCUCACUACAAUAGGAUAUCUUCUUUGAAAAAGAUCAUGCGAAAGAGAAGGAAAACUAGCAGUAGUGACUCUGAGACCAGUGAUGAAGAAAGUGAACUAUUGACCGCUUAUAAAAUUAAUUAGUGACCUCAUUUCAUUUUCAAAGUUGUUCUAAGACUGUCUGCCACCCACCCCAGCUGAAGAAGGCACUAUAUACCUAAUCACUACCUACAUAGUUAUUGCAGAUUCACAUCUGUUUAGAAUUCAAUCACUGCUGUAACUUUUCCCAAUGAUGAUUAAAAUAUAUUAUAUAUUCUGUG
This is a messenger RNA of Halichondria panicea, 2177 nucleotides long. RefSeq lists its product as uncharacterized. The transcript is spliced from 7 exons. The coding region runs from base 202 to 2001 and encodes 599 amino acids. Gene Ontology annotation, molecular function: protein dimerization activity. Lineage: Eukaryota; Metazoa; Porifera; Demospongiae; Suberitida; Halichondriidae. The record is from RefSeq and is a predicted model, not a curated record.